AUACAACAGAAAAAAAGACAUGAGAAAGGGAGUCUCCCUAGUGGAACCCAUGACGAAGCUUGCCAUAUACAAAGCACUUGAAGCAAGCUAAAUGGUUUGCAUCUGGUUGAAAGGGUCCGAAACAAGCCAGGCGAGAGCACCUUCAGGACCAUCUUCUCGGCGACACCUGGCGGAAAGCCCAUCUUGUCGCCGGGCCCGCCGAGGAGUCGGUAAAAGUCGGUCUUGCGGUACAAAAAGCCAAAGUAGACCUGCAGAAAGUCUUGAAUGUUUCCGACAUGCUGCAGAAUGCCCAGCAGCGCGUUGUCGUACAUUUCCGUCAUCUCGAGCGGCGACGACAUGGCGAUGUUUUCCUCCGUGCUCCUUCAAAGACACUCCCAAGUAACUCAGGGACGCGGUGAACUUGUAGAAUAAUAAAUAAGUGGACGUUUAGAGGAAAACAAUCAACGUUUAAGCCAGUUGUGUAGCAUUUCUUCACGUCUGUGGCGGCUCCUUCUAGAACAAUAUCACGUAUCCGGUUGAGCACCUUCCAAAUAAAUUCACUUGACGUUACAUGUAACAGGAACGAAUUUUCACGAACACUAUAAAUGACUUCCAAAAUAUAAUUCCUUAUCUAAUAAGAUUCUAACACCAUUAAUCCGUGUAGUGCAUUGUUUACGCGUCUUUAACAAAUAGGAACGUUUUAUUUUGUCUCUAUCCGGUUCUUACAUUUACAGUCGCCCGUGCAGAACCGAGAACGAGAGAUCCAAAGUCAUUCCGCAUCAUGUUCUGCCUUUAAUUUCAAUAUUCUACUUACAAAUCACAUGCUACAUUUCUCAUUUAGUUCAUUUCAAAGUGAUACAUUUUUAAUCGUGUUCUUGAUGCUAUACCAUUGCGGAUUGUAAACUGUUAGCAUCGUUAGCGCUAACGGUGAAAGCAAGAUGUCGGCGUCCUUGAGCACCGCAGGAUGCUGGAGGUUCCUGGCUGCAGUGAGCAGCUCGAGUCCUCCCCGAAGCAGAGCUCUUCACGUCACAGCAGUUUGCUGCAAGAACCGAGCGGCUCGCAUCCGAGUGGGGAAAGGGGACCGUCCGGUGACCUACGAGCAGGUCCUGAAACCUCACCACAUCGGCCACCGCAAAGGAUGGCUGUCGCAGCACACGAGUAACCUAAAAGGCGAAGACGGCGCCGCGGAGCGCACGGUGGAGGACGCGUUCGUCCGCCGCUUGAUGUUCGGCACCUUCCACGGUUGCCUGGCCAACGAGGUGGUGAUCAAGAGGCGCGGCAACCUGCUGAUCGUCUGCGCCCUCGUGCUGCAAAAGCUGCCGCCGCAGAAGUUCUACUUCCUGAUCGGAUACGCCGAGUCGCUGCUGUCGCACUUCUACAAAUGUCCCGUCAAGCUGGACGUGCAGACGCUGCAGGAGAAGCAAGUGUACAAGUAUCUGUGACCGUCCGGGACGGCCGAUCCUUCUUGAACUUCCCGUUUCCAGUCACAACACCCCAGCAGUUUCUGUUCAACUUUUUUUUUUUUUUUUAAUACAAUGAGCCACGACGGACACUCACAAGCUUGUUGGUGUACUUCCACAAAAUAAAGUCCAAUAAGUAAUUCACA
Molecule: messenger RNA, 1585 nt
Organism: Phycodurus eques (leafy seadragon)
Lineage: Eukaryota; Metazoa; Chordata; Actinopteri; Syngnathiformes; Syngnathidae
Gene: mrps24
Product: mitochondrial ribosomal protein S24
Biological process (GO): translation
Cellular component (GO): mitochondrion
Source: RefSeq, a predicted model, not a curated record